Racocetra fulgida is the source of this 268-nucleotide messenger RNA. NCBI's taxonomy places the organism in Eukaryota, Fungi, Glomeromycota, Glomeromycetes, Diversisporales, Gigasporaceae. The record is from the annotation of a GenBank genome assembly.
AUGUCUGCUAAACAAUUCACUCAGAAAGCUCACGAAAGUGACGCUUUGGACGGCUUCCUCCUGGUACGACCGGUAUGGGUUGACGAUGAGACCGUCAAAGCUUGCAAAGGAUCUUUAUGUCAACAGAUGUUAAUUGACGAUAUAGCUUUAGACGCUAUUCUAAAAUUAGCAGAUUUCCAAUUAGGAACAUUAUAUGAUGACGAUUCACCUGAAGAUGAUUCGCUUCCUUCUUAUGAAGAAAUACGUCUUCGUGUUGAAUUGGCUCGUA